AUGAUCGACAUCAAGAUCAAGGCAGCCGCCGUGCACGCUGCGCCAGUCUACAUGGACAAGAAGAAGACGCUCGAAAAAGUCGUCAAGCUCAUCGCUAGGGCAGCUGGUGAAGACACACAACUCUUAGCCUUUCCCGAGGUCUUUGUGCCGGGCUAUCCUUACUUUAUCAAUGCCUACGCACCAAACGCGAGUACGGUCGCAGCAUACGCGGCAGAGAGUGUCGUGGUCGCUGAGGAUUUGCAUGAUGUACAAGCUGCGUGCGCGAGACACAAGAUCACCGUCGUAUUGGGUGUGUCGGAGCGCAUGCAGGGCGGACACACGCUAUUCAACUCGGUCGUGACCAUUGACGCCGACGGGACUAUCCUAGGCGUCCACCGAAAGAUGCAGCCAACGUUUGCCGAGCGCUUCAUCUGGGGUCAGGGCUCGGGGUUCACGCUCAAGACGUACCAAACGGCGGCCGGCUACCGUGUCGGUGGUUUGGCCUGCUGGGAACAUACCAUGAAUAAUGCCCGCCAGGCCCUCAUUGACCAAGGCCAGCACGUCCACGUUGCGUGUUGGCCGGCCCUGGAGACCAUGGCGGGCUUCGAGGGCGUCGCCAAUGUCCAGAUCGAGGCAUUGAUGAAGAGCCAUGCACUCUCGGGCCAGACUUUUGUAUUGUGUGCCAGUAAUUUCGUCGAUGACACCUGUCUCGAGUGGAUGGAGGAGAAAUUGGGUCCUCAGGACAAUGUCAAGGCCGGGGGCGGAUGGACCGCCAUUAUACAUCCGUUUUGCUCGGUGCUUGCCGGGCCGCAGACAGGCUGCGAGGACAAGUUGGUCACGGCCGAGAUUCAAUUGAAGGAUUUGGAUCUCGUGAAAAUGUGGGUUGAUGCGACGGGGCAUUACAGUCGGCCAGAGGUGUUUAAACUGCAGGUAGACAAGUCCCCUCGGUGGAGAGACGAUCAAGAUAUCGUGGGCCCAAUCCCGUAUUCCGAGUAA
Messenger RNA from Pestalotiopsis fici W106-1, 975 nucleotides. RefSeq lists its product as uncharacterized. The record is from RefSeq and is a predicted model, not a curated record. Gene Ontology annotation, molecular function: catalytic activity. Lineage: Eukaryota; Fungi; Ascomycota; Sordariomycetes; Amphisphaeriales; Sporocadaceae. The coding region runs from base 1 to 975 and encodes 324 amino acids. The transcript has a single exon.